AUGGACGAAAUCUUCACGAAAUUAGCACUUCACACUGUGACCUUAGUCGGUAAAGCGGCGUUCGCGUAUAGCGCUACCUAUGCUAUGAAACAAGUUACAAACUAUAUUAAGAAUGACGCUAGCAAUGUUACAAAUGUUGAAAUGGCCGAACUUGAGCAGGUUAAAGAGACUUUGGAACAUAGUAUUCAAAUGGUCCAACCAGCUAUAGAUUUAAUUGAAAUAAUAUCAGCACGCGGAAACACGGCAUUGGAACCAACUGCCGCGCACACUACAAUGUUACGGAAAGAAAUCGAGUCAUUUGCACAUAAGUUUUCCACCAAAUCUGAAGAUACAACUAACACAAAAAAAGGUUCACUGGAUCUUUCUAAAGUUAUAAAAGAAAUGCAAGGGUUGAUACAAAAGAUUGAAAAAUUUGUGCCUUACCUUAAUCUUAUUAUGACAACUAGUGGAGCAAAUCUUGGAUGGAGUUUACCCAACUCAGUAAGCCCUUCGCGUUUGCUUCAAGCUUCAAAUGCAUUAUGUGAAACAAAUCGAAAAUUUAUGCAGAAUAAUGUAAAAGAAAUGCGAGUGGGUCCUUUGUAUAAAUUGAAACUUUAUUAUAUGUUCACAGCUUCAGUUCGACCAAAAUCUGUAGUAGACUUUACAUGGAAAGAAGAAUUUACUAAAUGUGAUGCUGCUAUACAUCGCGUUCGCGAUAUUAGUAACAAAAAGGAAUAUUUAUAUGAAUUAGUACUUGUAGAAGACCUUAAUGAUGGUAGAUAUCACGAGGAAUUCGAAAAAUCACCUUCUAUAAGGGCAAAAAUUGGAAAACCAAAUCAAAGUAUUCCAGGAAAAUGUUUUCGGAUUCCGGUAGCAGAAAUAUCGCGUUUAUAUUAUACUUCAUCAGGAUCUUUGUUGAACAUCGAGGAAUCAAAGAUGCCUGUACUUGUACUUAAAGUUAUAAAAGGUCUUUCUAAAGUCAGAGAAGGAAAUAAAGAUAAUGUGGAUUUAGAAGAAAAUCCCUUUUAUCCAAUUCCGGAUGUUCAUGAUAAACCGGUAAAAGAGUCCAAAGAACAUUUAAAUGUAGAUUUAUAUGCUCUUGAGAUAUUUCAAGAAGCUGAAACUUUUAAUAAAGAUGACGAUAGUAGUGAUGAUGAAAUUGAUAGUGACGAUGAAAUUGAUAAAAAUAGUGCAAUCCACACUCCCAGAAAAAUUCCUUUACCUGAAACUCCAUCAUCAAAGUCCGUUUCUUCAACUCCUUCAAGAAACAUUUCUUUCCCUGCAACUCCUCCCAGAAACAAGAAUAUCUCUACGCCAGUAUCACCUUCCCCAAGAAGAAUUCCUUUGCCACCAAACGAUGAAAUCACAGAAAAUUUGCCAAAUAUUGAAGGUUCUAUUGAAUCGGAUGAUAUUUCAGUUAUGCAUCAAUUUAAUUUGAAGACUUUGAGCUUACUCGAAUAUUUAUUACGUUUAAGCGCGUUAGAGGUCUGUGAACAAAUGAGUCAUCUUGAAAUAGCUGAUGAAAAGAUAAAUUUAUUUCUUAAAGAUGAUGAUUCAUCUGGAGGUUCCACUAGUACUGUAACAACCACUGAAUCACCUAAACCAUCCAAAUCCUCAGACAAAGAAGAAUUAUAUGUUAACGCUGUUCCAUUGACAAAUAAAUUUUCGAAAUUGAAUCUUGAAGAUGCCAAAUAA
Messenger RNA from Diversispora eburnea, 1674 nucleotides. The record is from the annotation of a GenBank genome assembly. NCBI's taxonomy places the organism in Eukaryota, Fungi, Glomeromycota, Glomeromycetes, Diversisporales, Diversisporaceae.